Coregonus clupeaformis (lake whitefish) is the source of this 1518-nucleotide messenger RNA. Its product is annotated as gastrula zinc finger protein XlCGF49.1. Bases 814 to 1518 code for a protein of 234 amino acids. Gene Ontology annotation, biological process: regulation of transcription by RNA polymerase II. Lineage: Eukaryota; Metazoa; Chordata; Actinopteri; Salmoniformes; Salmonidae. The record is from RefSeq and is a predicted model, not a curated record. Gene Ontology annotation, molecular function: RNA polymerase II cis-regulatory region sequence-specific DNA binding; DNA-binding transcription factor activity, RNA polymerase II-specific. Gene Ontology annotation, cellular component: nucleus. The transcript is spliced from 3 exons.
UGCAGUGUUUCGUUUGGAAAUAACUCAAAGCCAGAAAGAAAACAGGGCUUUGCGGAGGAAACUACAGCUACUGGAACUGAAGGUGUCACGGGAGCGCGCAGAGAGGACAUUGCGAGAGCGCGUCUUCGCCAGUCCCAGUAGUGUCAAGAUCCUCGACCGAUACAGAGGAAUGGCAAGAGGUGAAGGACAUCUCACUGGAGGCCACAGGACCGUUGUGAAGCCAGCCGGAGACAAUACAUGGAGAGAAAACCAACCAAUCAGUGUUGAUGAGGGGAGUGGAACCUCAACCGAACACAUUAUCGUGAUAGAGUCUGCAGAUGCAGAGGCUGCAUGUCCUGGGGUCAAGCAGGAGAAGACUGAAGGAGAGGAGGAACCAUGGCACAGUGGAGACAUCCAGACUGGAGCAGCUGGAGCGCCCCCUGUAGCCACGGAGGACCCCACCACCGCCCCAGCGCAGCCCAGGAUCAGACGCAGCAUCACGGAGGUCAGUGGAAGGCCAGAUGCCGUCCUCAAGUCAGAGACAGACACCAAGACUUUAAUGGGGCUGGGCUGUCCUGCUCCCCGCCCAGACUAUUUCCAUUAUGGUAACCCGAGGACGGUUCUGUCCCAUCGGGACUCAGGUGACGCGUUACAGACUGUCAAUGAUCCAUCGUGUUCAUACGCUACAGAGACAGAGAUGAUACCUGGUGACAUGCCUGUGGGCUUAGAUACACAGACUAAUCCAAUGAGAGGGGACUGGAACCAGUACAGUAGUAGCUGUAUACUCUGAAGGUUGCCUAGAUAAGAAAGGGGGAGGUUAUAGUGGUAGAUGAGAUGACUGUGAAAGUGGAGGGCGACGCUCCUGUGACAUGGAAUGCAGACGAGACUCACUUAGGAGAAGGACACUCGCAGGGCAACUCCAGUGACUUCUUAGACUACAGGGAAAGCUUAGAGACUAAUCUAAAUGUCGCAACCCACUCCCCUUUACACCCAGUGUCCAUGUCGAUGGCACCUUCCGAUUCACAAGGCUGCAUCCUUUUCGAUCAGGUAUUGAACUCAAACGACCAAAGGGCCAAGGCGUGGGGAGAGGGAGCAACAACGGACGGUAAAGAGAAGCAGUUCUUCUGCAUGUUCUGUAACAAAGGCUUCAGCUGCCCCCAGAAGGUGGAGAUCCACCAGAGGGUCCACACAGGGGUGAAACCCUUCAUCUGUACCCAGUGUCACAUGCGCUUCGCCCAUGCUGGCAACCUGAAGAGGCACCAGCGGUUCCACACAGGGGUGAAACCCUUCAGCUGUACCCAGUGUCACAUGCGCUUCACCCAGGCUGGUGACCUGAAGAGGCACGAAAGGGUCCACACAGGGGAGAAACCCUACAGCUGUCCCCAGUGUGAGAAGAGAUUCUCUCGCCAGGACCAGCUGAAGUUGCACCUGAAGGUCCACACGGGAGAGAGGCCGUUCGCCUGUACGCACUGCGGGAAGAGGUUCUCAGAGAGGAGCUACCUCAGGAUACACCAGCAGAAACACCAUUCCACUUUAUAA